AUGCCGAAAAUCCUAAGCUAUACCCCAGAGUGGCUCAGCCGCCCGAGCCCAGGCUAUCAUCUGUUUGCGCCGAAGCAGACAGACGGCAAUGGAGUUGUAGCGAGAAGACCGGAACCAGGCCAGCGAAGGACGAUUGCCACGCGAGGCUCAGAGAUUUUUGUCGCGGUUGGAAACGAGAUCCGGUGGGCAGAUUUGGUCAAUUUGAAAGAAGAGACGCAGCCCGCAUACCGAACCCUUCGAGUCUCGAUUCCACUUCCCAUUACGCGUCUUGCCAUCUCGCCCGACGAAGACUACCUCGCCAUAUCCACAUCGCACACGGUACAUGUGGUACAUCUCCCCGACCCGUCGUUGCUCGAAAGCGGUGAAGAGGGCCCGUUGAAGCCAAAGACCUUUCAGCUGGGACCGACGGUACAUGUUGUCGAAGAGUCGCCGGUCGCAACAGUGCUCUGGCAUCCCCUGGGGUACCACGGACGCUGUCUGGUUACAAUUACCAAGGGGGGCGUGGUGCGGCUUUGGGAGAUCAAUCGCGCCGACAGGACGACCUUCAGCGAGCCUGCGCUAUCGAUCGACCUGCCCAAGCUGGCGAAUGCGACGAGCGAUCAAGAUGAUUUGAGCGCAUCCAAGUUUGGCGCCUCCAAGGGCUUUUCUCCCGACUCGGUCGAGCUCGAGGUUGCAUCCGCAUGCUUUGGCGACUUUCCGGAACAAGAGGGGGUCCACGGGUGGGCACCAAUGACGCUCUGGAUCGCAACAGUGUCUGGUGACGUGUAUGCGCUCUGCCCGUUGCUGCCGAGCAAAUGGCAGCUGGUCGAGUCGCCGGGCAGCCACACAUUUCUGGAGACGCUCACGUCGUCCAUCAACAUCAACUACACGGAGACGUCUGAAGACGAGCACGUGUCCAAGGAUGAACUCAAAACAGCAGAGAGGCAAGUCUCGUGGCUGUCGGACAUUUUGUACGAGGAGCCUUUUAUUGAAGAGCGACAGAGAGGAGACAUUGUCAAGGUGUUUGUCCGUCCAACAAGCGCGCCAGCCGUGCCCCUUUUGCAGGGACCGUUUGCCAUGGCGCCCGAGGUGGAGGAUUUCGAACUCAGCGAUAUGAUUGUAUUUUCGCUCAAGACGCUAUCCGAAAGCGAGGACGAAGAGACGGCAGCCGAAGGACUGCCAACAGCGGUUGUGUGCUUGCUCACAGAUACCAGCAAGGUGCACGUGUGCUUGGAUCUCGAGGGGAUUGUUGGGCGGUGGCUACCAUCACCUGAAGACGAGAUUAAAGUCACACAACCAUCGGGACACCAAUUGAUCAUCGCAGAAACAAUCACCUUGGUCCAGGACGAAGUGUCGUCCUUCAACCAGAGCAUCACAGCAGAUGUGCAUACCGACUUUUCAUUCUUUGUGUCGCAUGCCAGCGGCGUCUUCUACAUUUCUAUGGAGCCUUGGAUCCGCAAAGUCGAGGUCGAGUUGUCUCAAUCGCAAACACAGGGCUCGGCGUUCCGUCUGAAGCGAGUGCUCGAAUCGGCGAGCACUGUGGUGGAUCAGUGCCUACAACGCCGGGUUACUGGCAAUGUGGCCGAGCAAGCAGUCACGGCAGCAGCUGUUAUCGAGGACGGAAACGUGGGUUACCUUCUUCUUACUACGGUCAACGGCGAGCCCCACGCAGCGCUUCUUGAUGCGCCUGAAGAUGGGCUGCCUACUCAAGAAGAGCUGGCCGAGUACAUGGCCAUUGCUGGACCCCACAAGGAAGUGCGAGAAGCGUGGCAGCCGCCAAAGGAACUUUACGAACCGUUUGAUUUGUUUCGAUCUAUCCACAUUCCCGCACGACACCGCGGGACACUUCAUGACGAAAUCAGGCUGUCUCCAGCCAACCUUUCGCUGCUCAUGGAUGUGCACCGCGCACUUUCAGCGCAGACGUCCAAACUGCAGCACGCCGUAUCCGACUUGUUCAACCGCGCCACUCGACUCCAAGCAGAAUUCAGGGACCAGGUGUUUAGGACGUCUGAGAUUGCAUCCAACAUUGAAGACGUCACGUACAAUAGGCAAGCCAGCUCGGAUGACGGAUCGAGCUAUGGCAGCCUCAAGAUCGAUGACCGCAUGGAGAGAGUCAAGGCGCGACAGGAGCAGAUAAAGGCGCGGUACGAGGCGCUCCGACGCAAGAUGGCCAGCGUUGGGUCUAGUCAGCUGAGCGAAAAGGAAAGCAACUACAUUGAAGAACUGCAGGUCAUGGAGAGCGCGGUGGAUCCUCGGAGCAAGACGCUGAGCGGCGAUGUUGACGGCAGCGAGCGCCCUGCAUGGCAGCGUCUCAACCGGCUCAAGGAAGUGCAUCGAGAGCAAGCGAAGCAGAUUGAAGAGGCGACGAAAUCGGCUAAGCGGGCAGGAGAGAACGAGGCGGCGAGGAGCAACGGGGUCAAGAUACCGAGCUACUCGAGAAAGGCGGAGAACGAGCAGGUGCAGGAGCUGAUCCAGCGGAACAACAUGCUGGUGGAGGCAGCCACGGACAGGCUCCGGCGGUUGGGUGUAAACGUGCCCGUGGAGGCGGGGCUAGGUGCAUGAAGGCGUAGUUGUAAGCUUGACAGAAUCGUUGGGUAGAUGGUUUGCGGUGUUUUUAGAAAUAUUACUGGAUCGUAGCAAAUGGGUAUGGGAGGCAGAGCAGAUUAUGCGCGGGGG
Exserohilum turcica Et28A is the source of this 2655-nucleotide messenger RNA. RefSeq lists its product as uncharacterized. Lineage: Eukaryota; Fungi; Ascomycota; Dothideomycetes; Pleosporales; Pleosporaceae. Bases 1 to 2541 code for a protein of 846 amino acids. Gene Ontology annotation, cellular component: nuclear pore. Gene Ontology annotation, molecular function: protein binding; structural constituent of nuclear pore. The transcript has a single exon. The record is from RefSeq and is a predicted model, not a curated record. Gene Ontology annotation, biological process: ribosomal large subunit export from nucleus; protein import into nucleus; mRNA export from nucleus.